AUGUUGGACCUGUUUGAUUUUGUCACCGAGCGUGGUGGAGAUAUUAAGAAGAUCAAGGAGAGCCAGCAGAAGCGUUUUGCUCCGGAAGAGUCCGUUGAUGAAGUGAUUGCGCUGUAUGAAGAUGCCCGACGUGCCCGCUACGAGGUAUCACAGAUUGGAUCUCAAAUCAAUGCAGUCCAAAAGGAGAUUGGAAUGAAGAAGAAGAACAAGGAGGAUGCUAGCAAACUACUUGACCAAAAGACAGACCUGGAGAAGACGAAGAAAGAGCUAGAGGAAGCUGCCGUCGAGAAGGAACUGCAGCGCGAUCGAAAGAUUCGCACCAUUGGAAACUAUGUCCACGAAUCGGUGCCCGUGAGCAACGAUGAGGCAGACAACCAAUUAAUCAAGACAUGGGCCCCCGAGAAUGUCCAGAUGGAACGGCCAGGCUGCCUCUCCCACCACGAAGUGCUGACCCGUCUCGAUGGAUACGAUCCAGAACGUGGUGUCAAGAUUGUUGGCCACCGCGGUUAUUGCUUGACUGGUUACGGUCUUUUCCUGAACCUCGCUCUGGUCAACUACGGUCUGGAAUUCCUUUUCAAUAAGGGUUACACCCCCAACCAGCCCCCUCAGUUCAUGCUCCGUGAUCUCAUGGCCAAGACGGCCCAGCUCGAGCAAUUCGACGAGGAACUGUACAAGGUCACUGAGAGCGAGGACAAGACCACUGACAAGUACCUCAUUGCUACCUCCGAACAGCCAUUGUCUGCCCUACACGACAGCGAGUGGCUCCAGGACAAGGAGCUUCCCAUCAAGUAUGCUGGCUACAGUACUUGUUAUCGCAAGGAGGCUGGAUCCCAUGGCAAGGACGCUUGGGGUAUCUUCCGUGUCCACCAAUUCGAAAAGAUCGAACAAUUUGUUCUCACCAAGCCUGAGGAUUCGUGGCAAGCGUUUGAGGAUAUGAUGAGCACCUCCGAGGAGUUCUACAAGUCCCUCGGUCUUCCCUACCAGAUUGUUGCCAUUGUGUCCGGUGCGUUGAACAACGCUGCAGCCAAAAAAUAUGACCUGGAGGCCUGGUUCCCAUUCCAGCAGGAGUACAAGGAGCUUGUCUCCUGCUCCAACUGCACUGAUUAUCAGUCCCGGGCUUUGGAGAUCCGGUACGGCGCCAAAAAGGCCACCGAUCUGAAGAAGACCUAUGUCCACGCUCUGAACGCCACUCUGUGUGCAACUGAGCGGACUCUCUGCUGUGUGCUUGAGAACUACCAAAGAGAAGAUGGCAUCGAAGUUCCGGAGGUUCUGCGGAAAUACAUUCCCGGACAACCUGAAUUCCUUCCUUACACCAAGGAGCUUCCUAAGGAGACCACAUCUAACAAGACGAAGAAGGCUAAGGGUACUGAUGCUGCUACUAAAAAGAUGGAAGAUCUCAAGGUUUAG
Molecule: messenger RNA, 1407 nt
Organism: Penicillium soppii
Lineage: Eukaryota; Fungi; Ascomycota; Eurotiomycetes; Eurotiales; Aspergillaceae
Product: serine--tRNA ligase SES1
Exons: 7
Coding region: 1-1407 (468 amino acids)
Biological process (GO): seryl-tRNA aminoacylation
Cellular component (GO): cytosol
Molecular function (GO): ATP binding; serine-tRNA ligase activity; tRNA binding
Source: RefSeq, a predicted model, not a curated record